UGCUGAAGCUUUCUUUCACAACUUUGUGUCUGUAGUAGAAUGUGUCAUGUUUCCGGAUGGGCAAGGGCGUAGACAGCGCUGCAGACUAGAGAGAACGGGAAGCGUCGAAGACGCGUUAUUUCUAGCGGAAACAGCAGGAGAGAGAGACUUGUACAUUUAUUCUGAUAUCGCCUGAAGGAAAAUGACUGAGAAUAUAUUAAACAUCACCCUGGAGAUCAUCUACCUGCUGACUGGGGAGGAUUACACAGUAGUGAAGACGACAUCUCGUGAGCUCGUGACACCCAGCAGCCGGCCCCGUGUGUCAGGAGUACUGAGCAGGACCCAGAGCCCCAUCACGGUGCCUCCACCUCACUCACUGAUACAUGAGAGGCACAAUGACCAGAAGUUUCUGGAACUUACCAACAAGAUCAUUCAGCUGCUGACUGGAGAGGUUCCUAUAAGGUGUGAGGAUGUCACUGUCUAUUUCUCCAUGGAGGAGUGGGAGUAUCUAGAGGAACACAGGGGUCUAUACAAGUGUGUGAUGACGGAGAAUCACCAGACAUUGAAGAUGGAUAUGACUGAGAGGAUAAUAAAUCACUACCUGGAAAUCGUCUGUCUUCUGACUGGAAAGGAUUACACAGUAGUGAAGACAUCUGGUAAACGUGUGACACGCAGCAGCCAUCGUCGUGUGUCAGGAGGACUGAGCAGGACCCAGAGCCACAUCCCGGUGCCUCCACCUCACUCACUGAUACAUGAGAGACACAAUGACCAGAAGAUUCUGGAACUCACCAACAAGAUCAUUCAGCUGCUGACUGGAGAGGUUCCUAUAAGGUGUGAGGAUGUCACUGUCUAUUUCUCCAUGGAGGAGUGGGAGUAUGUAGAGGAACACAGGGGUCUGUACAAGGACGUGAUGAUGGAGAAUCACCGGCCCCUCACAUCACUGGGUGUAUUAGGUAACAGGAAUACCCCAGAGAGAUGUCCCCGUCCUCUUUAUUCCCAGGAUCAUACAGAGGAGAAUCACAGUGUCCCACAGGAGGGUCAGGGUGAAGAUCUGAAUUAUGAUACAGUAGAAGAUACAGAGGGAGAAGAUGAGACGGAUGUGAGGAGUGAUCAACAGUGUAAGGUGAAGGAAAUCCCUACAGGUAUCAGCACAGCAGAUGGACACAACAGAAGGAAUAACUCGGGGAGACAUCUCAUAUUAUCUCCAAAUUGUGUGAGAGAUGAUGAUAACUUCUCACAGGAUUCUCCAGGAGAAAGCCCCUUUGCCUUAAGUAUACAUCCAGCCUUUCUCGGUGCAGAUAUAUCAUCUGAUUUCUCUAACCAUGAAGACUGUUCCCCUGAUAAUUCCAGUAUUGAUACACACAGUUCAGAUCAUACAGAUGAUGAACCAUUUUCAUGUUCUGAAUGUGGGAAAUGUUUUAAAAAGCAGCUAAGUCUUUCUAUACAUCAGAAGAGAGUUCACACAUCUGAGAGGCCAUUUUCGUGUUCUGAGUGUGGGAAAUGUUUUAAAAUGAAAGGAGAUCUAAAUAGACAUAACAAAAUUCACACAGGUGAGAAGCCAUUUCCAUGUUCUGAGUGUGGGAAAUGUUUUAGAAAUCAGUCUGCACUUUAUUCACAUCAGAGAACUCACACAGGUGAGAAGCCGUUUCCAUGUUCUGAAUGCGGAAAAUGUUUUGCAUGUAAAGGAACACUUGAAGACCAUCGGAGAUCUCACACAGGUGAGAGACCAUUUCAGUGUUCUGAGUGUGGAAAAGGCUUUAUAACGAAAGACUGUCUUUAUAGACAUCAGAGGUCUCACACAGGUGAGAGACCAUUUCAGUGUUCUGAAUGUGGGAAAUGUUUUGCACUGAAAGGAGUUCUUGUUAGACAUAAGAGAGUCCACACAGGGGAGAAGCCAUUUUCAUGUUCUGAAUGUGGAAAAUGUUUUAUGAGUUCAGCAAAACUGAUUAAGCAUCAGAGAGUUCACACAGGAGAAAAGCCAUUUCCAUGUUCUGAGUGUGGGAGAGGCUUUAGUGAGAAAUCAGAGCUUGUUAAUCAUCAAAGAGUCCACACAGGUGAGAAGCCAUUUACAUGUUCUGAAUGUGGGAAAUGUUUUACACGUCAUGGAUCACUUGCUUCACAUAAGAGAACUCACACAGGUGAGAAGCCAUAUUCAUGUUCUGAAUGUGGGAAAUGUUUUGCACAGCAUGGAACGUUGGAUAGCCAUCGGAAAACUCACACGGGUGAGAAGCCAUUUCCAUGUUCUGAAUGUGGGAAAUGUUUUACAGCCAAAAUACAACGUAAUAGACACAUGUCAGUUCAUACAGAGGAAAGGCCAUUUUCAUGCUCUGAAUGUGGGAAGUGUUUCAAAUAUAAAUCAACUCUUUUGAAUCAUCAGAAACUUCACACAGAAGAAAUAAGACGAAUGCACAGAUGCACCGAUAUCCAGGGUGGUUUUAGAACCUCCCGUACCAUCGACUGGAUUACCAAUGCCUUUUCCAAUGGAAGUAAAACUCUCAUUGCUUCUGUGUCCAGUAUCAUUCCCAGAAACGUAAGCUUUCUCGUUGGUUCCAGACCUGAGAUCACCGCGGGCUCCCACCUGCCUGACUUACAGGCAGUGCGGCCCACCGUCAUGCUGAAAGAUUUGAGGAAGCAGAGCCGGAGGUCUGUUCCGGCGGACCUGCAGUUGCAGGUUUUCUGUUUACUUCUGUUACCUUUGAAGCCCGAACGAGAAGGGUGCACACUAGGUGGCUCUCCUGAGUUGCUUAGUGAAAAGUUUAGUUUUAGGUUUUUUAUGUUCAGUGAGACCUGCUGGCAACAAGGGGAGAAGAAGCGAACUCACCUGCGUGCAGAGUGGAUUGGGCUUCUUAGGCUAUUGGACACCAUUAGCUCCAGAGGGAUCGAACACAGGCCCAACCAUGGAGUCCGGUCCCAGAGUCGCGCCGCCGGCCCCCUUACAGAGCCAGAAGCAAGAAGAAGUCCGGAAAAUCGGCGGCAGAAGACAUCCUGUCUUCACCAAGGGUAUACUGUCCUGUGUAGCGCAUCUGUAUCAAUGAGGAUGGAUGGAUAUCACGUGACUGAGAGGAUACUAAAUCUGACUCUGGAGAUCAUCUACUUGCUGACUGGGGAGGAUUAUACAGUAGUGAAGAAGACAUCUGGUGAGUCUGUGUCACCCAGCAGCCGUCAUUGUUUGUCAGGAGGACUGAGCAGGACCCAGAGCCCCAUCACAGUGCCACCACCUCACUCACUGAUACAUGAGAGACACAAUGACCAGAAGAUCCUGCAACUCACCAACAAGAUCAUUCAGCUGCUGACUGGAGAGGUUCCUAUAAGGUGUGAGAACGUCACUGUCUAUCUCUCCAUGGAGGAGUGGGAGUAUAUAGAGGAACACAGGGGUCUGUACAAGGACGUGAUGAUGAAGAAUCACCGGCCCCUCACAUCACUGGAUGGGGCCAGUAACAGGAAUACCCCAGAGAGAUGUCCCCAUCCUCAUUAUCCACAGGAUGAUACAAAGGAGAAUCACAGUGUCCCACAGGAGGAUCAGGGGAAAGAUCUAAUUAUUAUUAAAGCAGAAGAUAUAAAAGAGGAAGAAGAGACGUAUGUGAUGGGUGAUCAGCCGUGUAAGGAGGAAGAAAUCCCUACAGGUAUCAGCACAGCAGACAGCCACAAUGGUCAGAAGACCUCAGAGGAACAUCUCAGUACAUAUCCAGAUUUUAAAAUACAAGAUGACAUCACAGGACAAUCUCCAAGAGAAAAUCCUAUUACCCUAAAUGCGUUUAUAGCACGUGACGGUGUACAUGUAUCUCCUGAUCCCACUAAUUAUGGGGAAUGGUCUCCAGAUAACUGUAACAAUGUUCCACAUGGUGCAGCUCCUACAGGUGAUAACAAGUUUCCCUGUCCUGAAUGUGGUAAAUGCUAUAGAUAUAAGUCAUACCUUGUCAGACAUCAAAUAAGUCACACAGGGGAGAAGCCAUUUUCCUGUACUGACUGUGGCAGGUCAUUUUUAUUUCAGUCAGGCCUUGUCACACAUCAGAGAAAUCACACAGGGGAGAAGCCAUUUUCCUGUUCUGACUGUGGCAGGUGUUUUGCACGGAAAUCAUCCCUCGUCGCACAUCAAAAAAGUCACACAGGUGUGAAGCUAUUUCCAUGCCCUAAGUGUGGGAAAUGUUUUGUACAGAAAUCAGAACUGGCCGAACACCACCGAACUCACACAGGUGAGAGGCUGGUGUCAUGCUCUGAGUGUGGAAAAUGUUUUACAAAUCCAUCGCAUCUUAUUAUACACCAAAGAACUCACACAGGAGAAAAACCGUUCCCGUGCUCUGAGUGUGGGAAAUGUUUCAGAGAGAAACAAAAUCUUAUUGGCCACCAGAGAAUCCACACAGGAGAGAAGCCAUUUACAUGCUCUGAGUGCGGGAAAUGUUUCAGAGUGAAACCCAGUCUUAUUGGCCACCAGAGAACCCACACAGGUGACAGGCCAUUUAUAUGCUCUGAGUGUGGGAAAUGUUUCGCAGUGAAACAAAGACUUUUUUACCACCAGAGAAUCCACACAGGUGAGAAGCCAUAUAAAUGCUCUGAGUGCGGGAAAUGCUUUACACAUAAAUUCAGUCUUACUGACCACCAGAGACUCCACACAGGUGAGAAGCCAUUUACAUGCUCUGAGUGUGGGAAAUGUUUUACACAUAAUUCAAACUUUACUCGACAUCAGAGAACUCACACAGGUGAGAAGCCAUUCCAGUGAGCUGAACCAGAAUUGCAGCAAUAUUUAUGCUGGUAUGCGCAUGGUAUAAUGGGCGCUGAUAUGUCUGCAGAAGGCACAAAUUUCUGAUUGUGGGAUCUGGACACAUCCGGGCGUUCCUUGCUGCGUGUGGUCCAAAUGCCAUGAGAUUUAUGUUAUGCAGGAUGUGGGUUUAAUGGGUGGAGAUUACAUAAGUACAGGGGCUUUCUCAGCUUAGCACUUGGCCCUGCAAAAGAGCGUGGUGUUCGUUAGAGAUGGCCAAGGUCAGGCCUCUGGCCUAUACUGUUAUAUAGCCCCUUGGGCCCUCCAGGUAUAUCCGGUAUGGAUUUAGAAAGGAAGAAGAGAGUCUGGGUGAUUACAGUGUGUGUAAAUAUAUAUAACACCUUACAGAGGUGUCAGUAUGGAAUCUUAUAUUUGCCUUUCUUCCAAUGGAAGUUCUAGUACGAUCCUGGCCCGUGUCUUUCUCAGUUUAGCCUGGUCUUUGUUAAAUAUGGCAAAGGUCCAGCCUCUGGCCUAUACUGUUAUAUAGCCUCCUGUACCUUCCAGGUAUAUACGAUAUGGAUUUAGAAAGGAGGCGGGGGGUCUGGGUGAUUACAGUGUGUGUAAAUAUAUGUAACACCUUUUACAUGUGUCAGUAUGUAGUCUUAUAUUUGCCUCUCUUCCUAUGGAAGUUCUAGUACGAUCCUGGCCCGUGUCUUUCUCAGUUUAGCCUGGUCUUCGUUAAAUAUGGCAAAGGUCCAGCCUCUGGCCUAUACUGUUAUAUAGCCUCCUGUACCUUCCAGGUAUAUACGAUAUGGAUUUAGAAAGGAGGCGGGGGGUCUGGGUGAUUACAGUGUGUGUAAAUAUAUGUAACACCUUUUACAUGUGUCAGUAUGGAGUCUUAUAUUUGCCUCUCUUCCUAUGGAAGUUCUAGUACGAUCCUGGCCCGUGUCUUAUAAAUACCUCAUAUAUUGUGUACCGUGACAGAUGAUGUAGGCUGAUGACAUAACAGUACAGUGUAUAUUUGAACAGGAAAUGCAGUUAUAUUGUCAGUACAUAAAUAUUGUAAUAAAAUAUGAUUA
This is a messenger RNA of Pseudophryne corroboree (corroboree frog), 5754 nucleotides long. RefSeq names its product oocyte zinc finger protein XlCOF7.1-like. NCBI's taxonomy places the organism in Eukaryota, Metazoa, Chordata, Amphibia, Anura, Myobatrachidae. The transcript has 18 exons. Gene Ontology annotation, biological process: regulation of DNA-templated transcription. The coding region runs from base 182 to 4696 and encodes 1504 amino acids. The record is from RefSeq and is a predicted model, not a curated record.